AAAUCUAAGAUAUAGAUACAAUUUCUGGGAAACUCCAUUAUUACAGGGCUGAUGGGUUGAAAAUUUUGAAGAAAAGCUUCACCUACUACGUCUUUAUAAACCAAUUAUACAGUCUGAUCAGUUUAAAUUGAUUCUACCAUUCUUUCUUGAUUAUAUGGAUUCUCUAAAGAAACUGAAUUCCGUCUAUAGGCUUAGUAGAAACCGAUGGCAUAUAGCUUAUGCGGCUAUCUGUUCUGCAAGAGCCUUCUGCAAUCCUCUCAAAUCCUCAGAACCUCGUAGUUAUUCGAGGAUCCCAACCGAGAGUUACAUUAUUGAUGCUGUUCAACUUUCAUCUCGAGACAUUAACCAGUCAAGGCUCAGACACUUGGUUGAUAAAAAAGAUCUGGAUCAUCUUGGCGCUCUUGGUGGUGUAAAAGGCUUGAUGUCUGCUCUCAAAACAGACGGGGAGCGUGGAAUACUUGCAGAUUCUGAUGAUAUUUCACAACGUCAGGAAGCCUUUGGGAUGAACACUUACCCUAGGCCGCCUGCAAAGAGUCUUUUUAGCUUUGUCGUAGAACAAUUGAAAGAUACAACCGUUAUCAUUAUCCUUGUUUGUGCUGUACUUGCUCUUGUUUUUGGCAUGAUCGAGUAUGGAGCAGAAGGAUGGUACCUUGGGGUGAGUGUAUUUACAUCCGUUCUUUUUGUGAUCUGCAUUUCAGUAGCUGUUAACUUAAAGCAUGACAGACUCUUCCGCAAGUUGUCUAUGGCUAGUAACAAUAAUAUUCAAAUGGAGGUCCUGCGAAGUGGAAUGCUUCUGCACAUUUCAGUGGAUGAUAUUGUCGUGGGAGAUGUUGUAUGCUUGAAGACUGGUGAUCGAGUCCCUGCUGAUGGACUGUUAAUAGAGGGUCAUUCUCUACAAAUUGAUGAAGCAAGCAUGACUGGAGAGAGUGAUCAUGUGAAAGUUGAUCUCCAUGAAAAUCCGUUUCUGCGUUCUGGUACAGAAGUGGUAGAUGGACAUGCCAAGUUUUUAGUUACAUCUGUUGGCAUCAAUACGGCAUGGGGAGAGACAAUGAGAUCCAUCAGUCAUGAUUCCAGUGAAGAAACGCCUCUCCAAUCCCGACUCAACAAACUCUUUUCAUUAAUAGGUAAUACUGGUUUGGCAGUCGGUUUAGUAGAAUUUGUAAUCUUGUUGAUUAGGUAUUUGACGGGCAAUUCUGAGGAUGAGGAUGGACAGACUAAGCCCAAAGGUGUUGUGGGAAUUAUCGCUUAUUCACUUACCUUAAUAGUUGUUAUGAUUCCUGAGGGGUUGUCUUUGGCUGUCACCUUAACACGUUAUUACUCAACCAGGAGGAUGUUUGCUCGUCAGCCUGUGGCGAAGCAGAUAUCUUCUUGUGAGACUAUGGGCAGUGUCACGGCUAUUUGUAUGGAUAAAACGGGUACUCUCACAAUAAAUAAAAUGGAGGUCACCAAAUUUCUGCUUGGACAAGAGUUCAUUGAAAAAUUUAAUUAUACUUUAAUUGCUUCUAGUGUUAUGGAACUCUUUCACCAAGGAGUUGGCUUAAACACCACUGGUAGUGUUUACAAGACUGAUUCAGGAUCUAAGUUGGAGUUUUCAGGCAGUCCUACUGAAAAAGCACUUCUUUCUUGGGGUGUCCUGGAGUUGAAUAUGAAUUUUGAGUUGUUGAAAAGAAGUUCUGAACUUCUACAUGAGGAAGCAUUCAGUUCCGAGAAAAAGAGAAGCGGGAUCCUAAUGAAGAAAAAUGGAGAUAACACUAUGCAUAUGCAUUGGAAAGGAGCUGCAGAGAUUAUUAUAGCAAUGUGCACUCACUACUAUGACUCACUGGGAAACGUGAAAGUUAUGGAAGAUACUGAAAGGGAGAACCUUAACCAACUGGUUCAAGGUAUGGCUGCAAGUAGUCUCAGGUGCAUUGGAUUUGCGCAUAAAGAAGUCUAUGAACAUGAACUCAAUGAUGGAGAAGCACAAUUAAAAGAAAACAAUUAUACCCUAUUGGGUGUAGUUGGAAUGAAGGAUCCAUGCCGACCUGGUGUGAGAAAAGCAGUCCAAGAUUGCCAACGUGCUGGAGUGAAUGUAAAGAUGAUAACUGGAGACAAUGUUUUCACUGCAAAAGCAAUCGCCAUUGAAUGCGGGAUACUAAGGCCUGACCAGGACAUGGAUGGAGCAGUGGUGGAGGGUGAAGAGUUCCGAAACUACACCCAAGUGGAGCGGUUAAAGAAACUUGAUACAAUUUGUUUGAUGGCAAGAUCUUCACCUUCUGACAAGCUUCUAAUGGUAAAAUGCCUCAAACAAAAGAGACACAUGGUCGCAGUAACUGGAGAUGGGACCAAUGAUGCACCUGCAAUAAAAGAAGCCGAUAUUGGUCUAUCAAUGGGAAUCCAGGGCACUGAAGUUGCAAAAGAGAGUUCAGAUAUCAUUAUAUUGGGUGAUAGUUUUGCAUCUGUCGUAGCUGUUCUAAAAUUAGGAAGAAAUGUUUAUAACAACAUUCAGAAGUUCCUUCAGUUUCAACUGACAGUAAAUGUAGCAACUCUAGUAAUCAACUUUGUGUUGGAUAUAUCAGUCGGAGAAACACCAUUAACAUCAGUCCAGUUAGUUUGGAUAAAUCUCAUUAUGGACUUGUUGGGAGCCCUUGCCCUUGCUGCUGAACAUCCAGGCAAGGAGAUUCUGGACAUGCAGCCUGUGAGUCGCAAGGAGCCAAUUAUUUCAAAUAUAAUGUGGAGGAACCUGAUAGCCCAAGCGUUGUUUCAGAGUAUAGUUUUCUUGACAUUGCAAUACUAUGCUUUUUUGCAGUUUGGAGGGCAAACAAUCUACAAUGUUGAUGAAAGCAUAAAAGAUACUAUGCUUUUUAAUAUCUUUGUCCUUUGCCAGAUUUUCAAUCUGUUCAAUGCAAGGAAGCUAGAAAACAAGAAUAUUUUCGAGGGAAUACACAAGAACAAGAUGUUUCUCGGAAUUACUGGGAUCACAAUCCUCGUCCAAGUUGUAAUGGUGGAAUUCCUAAACAACUUUACAGGAACAGAGAAGCUAUAUUUGGGGGAAUGGGGAGCAUGUAUUGGUAUAGCAAUUCUAUCCUGGCCUAUUGGUAUCCUGGUAAAGUACAUCCCUGUUCCACACAAAACCAUCUUUCAGAUUUCCCAAGACGAAGAAGUUGGGGAAGAACUCGAUGAAGUUGAGGAAGAACUUGAUGAACUCGGGGAAGAACUCGAUGCACUUGGGGAAGUACUUGGAGGACUAAUAAAUUAAUAUCUUGGAGUAGUUAAAGGUUGGUAUUUUUUUCUGGUUUAUUAGUGUUUGGUUUUCUUUUCUUGCUUAAAUUUUUUGAAAGUCUUUUCUUGGUUCUCAGUUCUACUACACGCUGGACUAUCCCUGCCAAUGCUAGUAAAAAUCAGUUAUAUAUAAUUUUUCUCUAGCUACUUCUACGCAAUACAGUAAUUGCAGUAUAAUGUUUAAUUGGUUUAUAGCAUACUGCUGUGGGGGCUCUUUCGUCUCCCCAAAGACUUCUUUGCUGCAACAUUAGUUCUUUUUUAGUUUAGGACUUCUCAUUUAUCGAUGACGACGAUUUUUUUUAAAAUGAAAUAAAACCUGCAGACAAUUGGCAGCACAUUUAUGUUCAGCAUGAUAGAAUUCUAAUCCUGCUGACUCCCGUAAUCGAUGAGUCUCUAAGUGAACAUCAGGCAAGUGGUUAUUUGUUGGCAUGCUUGGAAAUAAGGAAUAACUCUUUUUUCUGUCAUUCCUUUGUUUGCCAUUCUUUUUUUUUUUUUUAAGGAUUUGCUCGCCUAGUGCAACCUAUAGGAUUCCUUUAAUCUCGCCUGCUAUACAUUCCAUAGCAUUCCGCUAAUUUUUAUUUGGUUCCACAGCCGUCGCUAUCAAUGCUAAACUAUCUCUGUUGUUCAAAUGCAUGGCAGAAUAUUCUACAGCUUUUGCAGGAGGAUUUUAGAUUUUUCCUGAAAGAGUAAAAAAAUUCCUUUCUUAAUGUAACCGGAAGCAAAAUGGGGAUUGGGGAUUGGAACUCGUUGUCAAGAAACUAUUAAUGGGUUCAGAUCUUUAAAAUUGCACAAUAUGUGAAAGAGAUCAUAAUCUGUGCCAUCGGUUUCUAUUAAGGCUACAGACGGACUUCAGUUCCUUUAGAGAAUCCAUGCAACCAAGAGUACUGUAAUCAAGAAAGAUGGUAGAAUCAAUGUAGAACUUUCAGAUAUAAGCUGGAGAAAGCGUAAUGAUCAGACUGUAUAAUUACCUUAUAAAGACGUAGUAAGUAAGGCUCUUCUUCAACAUUUUCAACCCAUCAGCCACUUAAUAAUGGAGAUGACAAAUGCCGUUUCCCAGAAAUUGUAUAACAGUUUGGUGUUUGGCCAAACAUUAAACACGCUGACAUGUCCAUGUACUAUAUAAGGAAUUAUGUCACUGUUAUCACUUGUUUUGCUAACUUUUUGUUGUAUGAAAGAUGUGACAGACAAGGAAGAAAACAAAGCGUUAAGCCAAAUCCCUGUCAUUCAUAUCGAUACUGCAACGACAUGGUGGAUCAGUGGAGAACGUCUAAGAGAUCCCGCGUAAGGUGUCCCAAUCACUGACAUUAACUAAUUAUUGAUUAGGAAGGUUUGUUAGUAGAAUUCUUAUCUGCUACUCCCUCUGAUUCUAAUUACUUUUCCCGUUUGAAAUGUCGGCACUGUUCAUAACACGAGACAAAUUACUAAUUUACGUCUAAUCUAUAAAAUAAAAUAUAGUCAUGAGUGAUCUUGUUGGAUUCGUAUUUAUGAGUACUUUAAUACAGUGAAAGUUUUAUA
Daucus carota subsp. sativus is the source of this 4773-nucleotide messenger RNA. Its product is annotated as calcium-transporting ATPase 12, plasma membrane-type. Gene Ontology annotation, cellular component: plasma membrane; intracellular membrane-bounded organelle. The transcript is spliced from 2 exons. The record is from RefSeq and is a predicted model, not a curated record. The coding region runs from base 155 to 3235 and encodes 1026 amino acids. Gene Ontology annotation, molecular function: ATP hydrolysis activity; P-type calcium transporter activity; ATP binding. Lineage: Eukaryota; Viridiplantae; Streptophyta; Magnoliopsida; Apiales; Apiaceae. Gene Ontology annotation, biological process: calcium ion transmembrane transport.